CCAACCCAGAAACAGACGUGUCUCAAUACAGCUGGAAAUUAGAGUAUGAAAAGGUGCACCUGACAGGACUGCUGGUGCUUCUACAGAGUGGUGACUGAAGCAAAGGCAGUUUAGACUUGCCAGGAAUGUAAACAGUGGGGGGAAGAUACCAUCACAACUGAGGCCAAUUUCACUUGAUUUAUUUCAUUGGCAUACACUUUGUGCUCCAGAUCAGGAAACAAUGAGCUGGUUUAUUCAAAUUUUGGAAAACUUGAUUAGUGUUACUGAGUUGGAAGAAUACCUGAACUCUGUAGUUCACCCUCUGUGGUUAUUUAUGAUUCCGGUUUUGCUUUAUUCUUACUGGUUAUUUGCAUAUAUAUCUUGGUGUGCUGUCUCAUUUAUGUUAUAUAUUUACAAGAAGGUGAAUAACCACCAAGAAAAUGAUGUGUAUAGCAAAUUUUGGGACAAGCCAAGGCAAGUUAUAGCUCAAGGUUUCGCUAUAUACGGAAAGAUAUGGCAUGGUUAUGAACUUAUUGGCAUGGAACAUCUCCCUAAAGGACCAGGGAUUGUUAUUUUUUAUCACUCACUUUUCCUUGUCGGCUAUUCCUCUUUUGUGGCAAAAGUUUAUAAAGAGCAAGGGAGACUGUGCCAUUCAGUAAUUGACCAUACCCUGUAUAAUCUUCCAGCAUUUUUCUAUUUGGGGCUUACUUUUUCAGGGGCGAAGUUAUUUUAUGAUUUCUUAUGCUUGAAAGAUUUCAAGAAAGCUGAAUGUGUGGAAAUUCUGAAGAAAGGGCAUUUAUUGGGCAUUGCACCUGGUGGAGCUAGAGAAGCAAACUUUAGUACUGACUACAGCUUAAUGUGGGGUAACCGCACAGGUUUCGCUCGGCUAGCUUUGGAGGCGAAAGUGCCCAUUAUCCCUAUAUUUUUACAAAAUGAUUCUGAAGCAUACAGAACCUUUGGAAAGACAAGGUUGACAAGAUGGGUAUAUGAGAAAACUCGAUGGUUAGUCCUUCCCGCAUAUGGAGGGUUUCCAGUGAAAUUGAGGACAUAUAUUGGAGAACCCAUCCCAUAUGAUCCAAAUAUAACUCCCACAGAGCUGGCUCUAAAAACCAAGACUGCACUUGAAAAUCUUCGGGAUAGACACCAAAAAAUGCCAGGAAAUAUAUUAAGAGCUCUUUCAGAACGAUUUGAUAAGGAUGACAAAGCUAACAAGUCUAUAUAAAACAAACCAUAGUUCCGUAAUAGGAAAAUUUAAAAAUUAACUAAUUAAAGCCAAAUAAACAUA
Messenger RNA from Zootoca vivipara (common lizard), 1264 nucleotides. The record is from RefSeq and is a predicted model, not a curated record. Lineage: Eukaryota; Metazoa; Chordata; Lepidosauria; Squamata; Lacertidae.